Molecule: messenger RNA, 1478 nt
Organism: Mucor mucedo
Lineage: Eukaryota; Fungi; Mucoromycota; Mucoromycetes; Mucorales; Mucoraceae
Product: eukaryotic peptide chain release factor subunit 1
Exons: 4
Coding region: 43-1377 (444 amino acids)
Biological process (GO): cytoplasmic translational termination
Cellular component (GO): cytosol; translation release factor complex
Molecular function (GO): sequence-specific mRNA binding; translation release factor activity, codon specific
Source: RefSeq, a predicted model, not a curated record
UUUUUUUUUUUUUUUUAAAUUAAUUAUAAACAUUAAAAUAAGAUGUCCUCUGCAACAGCUCCCACAGACACUACCGAUGAAAAUGUCGAGAUUUGGAAGAUGAAGAAGUUGAUUAAAAAUCUUCAAGCUGCCAGAGGUAACGGUACUUCCAUGAUUUCCCUUGUUAUUCCUCCUAAGGAUCAAGUGUCUCGUGUUGUUAAAAUGUUGGCCGAUGAAUACGGUACUGCCUCCAACAUUAAGUCUCGUGUCAAUCGUUUGUCUGUCUUGUCCGCCAUUACUUCCACCCAACAACGUUUGAAAUUAUACAACAGAGUGCCUGAGAAUGGUUUAGUUGUUUAUUGUGGUACCAUUAUCACAGACGAAGGUAAAGAAAAGAAGGUGAAUAUCGAUUUCGAACCUCACAAGCCCAUCAACACCUCACUUUACUUGUGUGAUAACAAAUUCCAUGUGGAACCUUUGGCCGAACUUUUGGAUAACGAUGCCAAGUUUGGUUUUAUUGUUAUGGAUGGUAAUGGUUCACUCUUUGGUACAGUGUGUGGUAAUGUACGUGAUGUCAUUCAUAAGUUGUCUGUGGAUUUACCAAAGAAGCAUGGUCGUGGUGGUCAGUCCGCUCUUCGUUUCUCUCGUCUCCGUGAAGAAAAGAGACAUAAUUACGUGCGUAAGAUUGCUGAACUUGCUGUUCAACUCUUUAUCACCAACGAUAAGGUCAACUGUGUUGGUCUCGUCUUGGCUGGUUCUGCUGAUUUCAAGACCGAAUUGUCUCAAUCCGACUUGUUCGAUCCUCGUCUUCGUGCCAAGAUUGUCAAGAUUGUGGAUGUCUCUUAUGGUGGUGAGAACGGUUUCAACCAAGCUAUUGAAUUAUCUGCUGAAGCUUUAUCCAACGUCAAGUUCAUUCAAGAGAAGCGUUUGAUUGGUGACUACUUUAGUGAGAUCUCUCAAGAUACUGGAAAGUACUGUUUCGGUAUUGAAGAUACCUUAAAGGCUCUUGAGAUGGGUGCUGUUGAGACUUUGAUUGUUUGGGAGAAUUUAGCUUCCAACCGUUACAUUUUGCGUGAUGCUUCUGGUACUGAGUCUGUUGUUUACCCCAAUGCCGAAGAAGAAAAGACCAAAUCCUUCUUGGUCGAUACCAGUGCUGAUGCUACCACCAACUCUGAGAUGGAAGUCAUUGAAUGCAUGCCUCUUUUAGAAUGGUUCACUCACAAGUACAAGGAAUUUGGUGCUGCUCUUGAAAUCGUCACCGAUCGUUCUCAAGAAGGUUCUCAAUUCGUUAGAGGUUUUGGUGGUAUUGGUGGUAUCCUCAGAUACCGUGUCAAUUUUGAACAACUUAAUUAUGACGAUGAUGAGUUUAUUUCUGAUGAUGAUGAAGAGUACAUUUAAAAAAAAAAAAAUUACAAUGCCUCUCUCUCUCUUUCUCUUUUUUUUUUCUUUUUUUUUUAAUGUCUGAAUAAAUAUAAAAUAAUAUGAAUGUUUCUAAUAGU